This is a messenger RNA of Tinamus guttatus (white-throated tinamou), 1825 nucleotides long. The record is from RefSeq and is a predicted model, not a curated record. NCBI's taxonomy places the organism in Eukaryota, Metazoa, Chordata, Aves, Tinamiformes, Tinamidae.
GGUCCCUUUGUGUCCCCCGCGCAGCUGCCACGGCAAGGCGGAGGAGUGCAUCGGGCUGUGCCGUGCCCUCAUGAGUGCCCUCAACUGGCUGCUGCGCUGCGCCGCCUUCUACGCCGACAAGGGGAAGGAGACGCUGGAGCCGGCGGCAGCCGAGGGCCAGCUCAAGAUGUGCCUGGAGCGGCUGGGGAAGAAGGUGGGGAGCAUCCCCACCAUGCUCUCGGCGCACAGCGAGCAGCUCAACAAGACCGGCUUCCCCACCGUGCACGCUGUGGUGCUGCUGGAGGGCACCAUGAACCUCACCGGAGAGACCCAGCCCCUCGUGGAGCAGCUCAUGAUGGUGAAGAGGAUGCAGCGCAUCCCGUCCCCGCUCUUCGUGCUGGAGAUCUGGAAGGCCUGUUUCGUGGGCCUCAUCGAGUCCCCCGAGGGCACGGAGGAGCUCAAGUGGACGGCCUUCACCUUCCUCAAGAUCCCCCAGGUGCUGGUCAAGCUCAAGAAGUAUCCGCAAGGGGACAGGCGGAAGGGCCGGGGAGCCCCCGCUCACGGCGCGUCCCCCAGCACGGCGGACAGGGAGCACGCGCCGAGCCUGAGCUCGGCGGAGAAUGCCAACAUCCAGCCCAACCCCGGGCUCAUCCUGAGGGCCGAGCCGACCGUCACCAACAUCCUAAAGACCAUGGAUGCAGAUCACUCCAAGUCCCCCGAAGGUUUGCUGGGCGUCCUGGGCCACAUGCUGUCCGGGAAGAGCCUGGAUCUGCUGCUGGCAGCGGCGGCGGCCACGGGCAAACUGAAAUCCUUUGCUCGGAAAUUCAUCAAGCUGAACGAAUUCACGAAGCACAUCAGCGCCGGGGAGAGCUGUAAGUGCGCGCGGGCCGCGUGCCGGGACGCUGCCCGGAGCCGCGCUAGCUGCCGGCUGCGCCAAAACCUGCAUCUCCUCCCCCAGAAAAUCACGGACAACAUCAAGGGCAAGGUGUGCAGCAUGGCGGUGUGCGCCGUGGCCUGGCUGGUGGCCCACGUCCGCAUGCUGGGCUUGGACGAGCGGCGGGGCCCCGCGACCCCCGGCCCGCGUGACCCCCGCUCCCCCUCGGGCAGCGUGGUCAUCAUGAGCUCCAUCCUGGAGCACAUGUGCGCCGACGUCCUGCAGCAGACGGCCACGCAGAUCAAGUUCCCCUCCACGGGCAUGGACACCAUCCCCUACUGGAACCUGCUGCCCCCCAAGAAGCCCAUCAAGGAGGUGCUGACGAGCGUGUUCACCAAGGUGCUGGAGAAGGGCUGGGUCGACAGCCGCUCCAUCCACAUCUUCGACACGCUGCUGCACAUGGGGGGCGUCUACUGGUUCUGCAACAACCUGGUCAAGGAGCUGCUGAAGGAGACACGCAAGGAGCACACGCUGCGCGCCGUGGAGCUGCUCUACGCCGUCUUCUGCCUGGACAUGCAGCAGCUGACGCUGACCCUGCUGGGCCACAUCCUGCCCAACCUGCUCACCGAUUCCUCCAAGUGGCACACGCUCAUGGACCCGCCGGGCAAGGCCCUGGACUACAUCAGCCUCUUCCCGCUGGACGACACGCAGCCCUCCAAGCUCAUGCGCCUGCUCAGCUCCAACGAGGAAGACGCCAACAUCCUCUCCAGCCCCAGUAAGUGCAGGCUGCUCCGGGGAGGACACGUCCUGCCUCGCCGCCCGCUCGUGGGCGAGAGGCGCCGGCACAAAAACCCCCUUUUCCUCCCGAGCGGACCCAGCAGCCUCCCCGUGGCCUCCCCGUCCGGGCCUGGUGCAAUGUGGAGCCUGGCAGCAGGAGGCAGCAGCUCCCUUGGAGCUCAGCACCCUCUUUAG